Ipomoea nil (Japanese morning glory) is the source of this 405-nucleotide messenger RNA. RefSeq lists its product as uncharacterized. The transcript is spliced from 2 exons. The record is from RefSeq and is a predicted model, not a curated record. The coding region runs from base 1 to 405 and encodes 134 amino acids. NCBI's taxonomy places the organism in Eukaryota, Viridiplantae, Streptophyta, Magnoliopsida, Solanales, Convolvulaceae.
AUGAGGGAUUUGUUGCGCUCUAGAAAUCCAAAUAGUUAUGAUAUGACAUUUGGUGCUAAUAUAGGUGACGGUACACUUGGUAAUUCAAGUGAUGGUGAAGCAGAUUUUACAAUUCCAGAUGAGUUUUUGCUCAGGUCUGAUGAUGAUCCUAUUGCUACAAUUGUUGAUAACAUCUUCCCUAGCUUUGGACGUGGUAAUGAGGAUCUGUCAUAUCUUAAGCAUAGUGCUAUAUUGGCUCCAACAUUGGAUGUGGUAGAUAGCAUUAACAAAUACAUGAAUGAUCAUAAUCCAGCUGAGGGUAGGACUUACUUGAGUUGUGAUUCAGUUUGUAAAUCAGAUUCAAAUACCGAUAUGUUAGCGGAUUUGCACACUCCUGAAUUCUUGAAUGGUCUGCGAUGUUCUUGA